UCAGGUUCCGGGGCGCCGCGGAGCUCUCCGGGUUCCGGAGCCGCGCGCCCUGCGGCGGCCGGGAUGGAGGAAGCUGGAGCGGCGGUGACCGCGGCCGGGGAGGCCGAGCUGAACUUGUCCCGCCUCAGUGUGUCCCCCGAGACGCUGGAGUCGGAGCUGGAGUUGCGAGGCGAGGAGCGGCGCGGCGCGCGGGAGGCGCUGCUGCGGCUGCUGCUGCCGCACAACCGUCUGGUGUCGCUGCCGCGGGCCCUGGGUAGCGGCUUCCCGCACCUCCAGCUGUUGGACGUGAGCGGCAACGCGUUGACGGCGCUCGGGCCCGAGCUGCUGGCGCUGCGCUGCUUGCGCACGCUGCUGGCCAAGAACAACCGGCUCGGCGGGCCCGGCGCGCUGCCCAAGGGUCUGGCCCAGUCGCCUCUUUCUCGCAGCCUUCAAGUGCUCAACCUCAGCGGGAACUGCUUCCAAGUGGUGCCCGCCUCGGUGCUGGAGCUCCGCGCGCUGCAGACCCUCAGCCUGGGGGGCAACCAGCUGCAGACCAUCCCGGCCGAGAUCGAGAACUUGCGGAGUUUAGAGUGUUUAUAUCUUGGAGGAAACUUCAUCAAAGAAAUUCCACCAGAAUUAGCAAAUCUGCCUUCUCUAAAUUACUUGGUAUUAUGUGACAACAGAAUCCAAAGUGUGCCGCCUCAGCUUUCACAGUUGCAUUCACUUCGAUCCCUCAGUCUUCACAAUAAUUUGCUGACAUACCUGCCUCGAGAGAUCCUCAACCUUAUUCAUUUGGAAGAAUUGAGUUUGCGAGGAAAUCCGUUGGUUGUUCGUUUUGUUAGAGAUUUAACCUACGACCCUCCAACUCUCCUGGAAUUAGCUGCACGGACCAUUAAAAUUAGAAAUAUUUCCUACACUCCCUGUGAUCUUCCUGGGAAUCUUCUUAGAUACUUGAGUUUAGCCAGCAAUUGCCCAAACCCAAAGUGUGGAGGAGUCUACUUUGACUGCUGUGUCAGACAGAUAAAAUUUGUGGACUUCUGUGGGAAGUACCGCCUACCCCUGAUGCACUACCUGUGUUCGCCAGAGUGCUCUUCACCAUGCAGCUCCGCCUCUCACAGCUCCACGUCCCAGAGCGAGUCUGACUCGGAGGAUGAAAUUAGUGUUGCCGCACACAGGAUGCAGAAAGUUCUUCUUGGUUGAAAAGAGUGCGGGGUGGAGUGAAGCACUAAAAGACUGAGUGAGAAAAGAUGGUUAGAAAAGAAAAUAGACUAUGAAGUUCACUGGAAACAUUAUCUUCCAUUUUGAAUGUCAAUGAAAGAGUCAAAGAUGAUGUAAAAGAUUUUAUGUUUCAUCCACCCAUUCAGCAGGAAUGAAUCCAGUUCCAUGUUUGGAUUUUUUUAAAUGUAAUUCACUCUGAAUAGCAGUUUCAAAUGUGGCUGCUUGUUUGCACUUUUCACUCAAGUUUUGUGUAACUCCCUCAGCAGGCUAGAACAUUCUGAGGAGCAGUGCUGUGAUACACCAUGAGUGGUGACAGUUGAGAUGAAGAAAGAAAUGGUCAAAGCUGUACUUAUUCCCAGAGUUGUCCUUGGGUGUAGGUUGAACACUGUACCAUAAUAGGACUACCCUUCCUUUCAUCUGUUGCCAUAUGUCUAAAUUACAGAGCUAUUCAGAUGAGCUCACAGAUGGUUACAUAGGACCUAAACCUUUCUGACCUACUAACUGGUAAAGUAAGGGAUAUAACUUCAUGUGGUGUUUUAAACUGUUCAGUUCUGCUCCUUUAUUUUAUGUGAUUAUUGUUACCCUUAGGUAACCCAGCAAUGACUGUUAUAGUGCCUUAAGUUCUAGCUAGGAUUUAGAACUGUAUUCAAGAAAUGGUACCAGAGCAGCCUGUAGCUGUCAUACUAUGCAGAACACUUUGAAUUAUGCUUCAACAGACCUAGGUAAACAGCUGUAUAUCUGACAUCUGGGCUCAUGGCCACCUUAACUUCAUUUUUGUUUAAACACAAAGUAAUCCCCUAGAAAGUCACUUUCACAUGUAAUGGGAGGCCACAGUCUUGAUCAGUUGUUCAUUGGAGAAUAAAAGAGUUUUUGAUUGAAAAAUUGGUCAGAUUUAUUUUGACAGAAAAGAGAUGUAAGCCAGAAAGGCUGCUUUAUAUCUUGCUUUAAAGGAAUGAGAAAAUGACUUAAAAUGUUAACAGUCAGGUAUGACACCAUUGCCUGUGUGUACAGAAAUGUAACUUUCUCUACAUUUUAAAGAGACACUAGAAAAACUUGACAAUAACUAAAUGAAAUUGGGGGCAAAAGUCAUUGUGUUUGUACACACUAGAACAAUUUUCAAAACCAGUUUAACCAUGAAAUAUAUUUUGAAAAUAAUGUAUUGAUAACAUACAAAUAUUAAAGUAUUGCAGAAAAAUGCUUUCACAGAUUAUUUGCUAAUGACCAGAUUUUUAUUAACUAGCUUAAUAUGCAAUAAAAAUUGAAUAAUGGUCCAAUUAUAAGCUGAUACUAUAAAAUAAAAUGCAAACACAUACUAGCAAUCUUAGAUCAUUAACCUAUAAUAGCAUGAUGGUUUGUUGGUAAGUGUUACCUGUGCAAUAAUACACAGGUCAGAAGUGCGUUGGAACAGAAGACAGUCUCCCUGCUGGCAUUCAUGAAUGGGCACAUCAUUUCUUAAAACACAUUGUUUUAGAAUAAUAAUAAUAAUGUUAUAUGCAUUAGCUUUCUGUCAUAUAUAUUAUUUUUUAUUUCAGAAGAACAUAUACUUUAGGAUAGUGAAGGGUUUGUUUAUUAUAUGUUAAUUCAUGAAACAUGAGAGUUUCAUGACUGCAGUUGUGAAACGCUGCUAUAAAGUAAAUCCCUUUCCCUUUUUAUAAUGUAAGAUACUUUUUUCCUUUUGAUUCGGAAAUUUUCUAUCUCUGUGGAAGUAAUCUAGUAUAUAUCUACUGCCUAGCAAAGUAGUACAUGGGUGAGUAUAUCUUACAAUGGAAGUAAUAAAGAAUUUUUUUUUACUUCUCCAUUUGAGCCACAGCAAGCUACAUACCACAAAGUUAUGAAUGGUAAAGAUGGCUUAGGCAGUACAUGAGUAGCAAGCUUAACAUGUUGUGUAAAUGACUUAGUUUAAAUACAUAAAAUAUUUUCAUAGAAAAUAAUGUAUUCAUAGUAAGAUACUCAAUAGGACCAAAUUUUCUGGCUUAAAUGCUUCAAUUUACUUUCAAAUUCAUUACCAGCUUGACCUAAGUAACAGCUUGAGUAAUCUUCUAAGAGUUAAUCUUUGUAAAAUAAGUGGGUAGGUAUGUAAAUAUGGUAAUUAACCUUACAUACCUCUUUCCAGCUUCCCAGAAAGAAGAUAUACUGAUUGAGCUUUUACACAUGUAAAUAGGUCUAACCAGAAACAGUUUCUAGCCUUUGCUAUAUAAUGUACAUACCAUUCAGCAAAAUAUCUUUCAGCAAAAUGUUUGCUAUGGUUCUCUGUAUAUUUGAAAACCUAUGAUCAGUAUCCAGCUGUUUGGUGACUUUUACUGAAAUCUGCAUUAUAGCUUUUAGUUUUAACUAUAGCUGUUAAGUUUACCUUUUAACCUUUUACAAGAGCUGCUAAUAAUUUUUAAGAUUUUCCGUUUGUUUGCUUGUUUUCCUCCACCUUCCCUUUUUUCGUAACUGGUGACUGUAGAAAUUAAACCAGAAAGUGAGAUAUAAGGGACUUGAUAUUCCAGAAACCAGAUAAUCAGCUCCCGAAUCAUAUAGCUGACUAUGUAUUUAAAAUGAUAGUCUAUAUCUCUAGUUAAAUCACAUAUCUGUGGUUAAACUAUAGUUAAUAAACUUUAACUACAUUUUUUGAGAUUUAUAGAAUCUGCACUAAUUUUCAUAAUGAAAUAAGUAUUUUUAUCUCCACUUGGAUAAUUUUGUGACCAACACUUAUGUGGAUAAAACUACUUAACCAAAUCAUUAAUGUGUUUGGAAUGAAAUUCUUAAGAGUUAAUAUUUGAAAUUGAAAUGGAUACGUUGGACGUUCUUAGUAAUCUUUAUUCCUAGAAUAAAGACACAGUUCUCAGUGUCUCCAAAUUGAGUUGUGAAAUAGUCCUAGGGUUUUAGGAAAUAGGACGAUUAGCUAAUACAGUAUUUUGCUUUCAUGGUGCCAGAGAGUGGCUGACCUAAGGACAAGCUAGUCAGGGUUCUCAGUAUUCCCUGUAUUUGAGUAGUGGAGGUAGAGCUAAGGGUUACCAUUCAUAUUUUACUUCUUGAAUGUGUGCCAGAAGAGUCUCUUAUUCUAACAUUCUUGAUACCUGGAACUUUAAGCUACAAAAUUUUUUAAAGAUUUGCAUUGUAAAUUAUACCUCAAAUUUGAGAAAUUUUUGUAUUGAUGUAAAUAAAAGUUAAAGGCAAUUUACACUAGUGCAGUGUAAUACUGCAGACCAAUUCCACCAAACAUUGUAAAUAUCAAUUUUAAACAAAAGAUGAGAAGGAAAAGGCUCAUUGCAGGAGUGUAAAAUGAAAGGAAUCUUUUAAAGCAACACAGGGCAAGGAAAUAGAAGUCACCAGGGAUAUCCCUGAGCAAAGAAAGUUCUUUAAAGUAAUAGUGAAUUGUUUUAAAAUUAAGUGCCCCCCUGGCUACAAUCUGAAAGCCUUUCUCAUUGAUUUCUUUAGUUUCUGCUAUUAGGAUAUUUUCCACAUUCCUCCGUAAUGAAGGGCCUGCAAAUAAUAGGAUUUUCUUAUAGCCAAUCCAGCGAGGGAGAAAGUAAUACCCCAUUAACCUGGAAUUUGUGGUACAGUCUUGGUUAAUGUUUACCUUUUUACUAUGUAAAAAAAAACCACAAAACAUAAUUACUGCAAAUAAAGUUUGAUCUUUUAAAGCAUUUUAUAUAACAAGCUAUUCUAAAUAAUAAGACUAGGCAAAACUAUAUCAGUUAUAGUAUGUGUAUAUGAAAUUAUUUAACCUGCAUUUAUUUAGAAAUACCUAAUUUUUACCUAAAUGACUCCCUUCUUAUCCAAAACAGAGAUUUUUAAUAUGGCAGUAUAGAUACUACUCCCCAUUUAGUCCAAAAUAGUGAGCUGGGCGUUUAACAAAAGUAAAGGCUAUUGUAUAGGUUGUUCGGCAGCAUGCUCUGCAGUACAUAGUUCUGAUGUCCUCUCUAUAGAAAAGAAGUGCUUGGCCUCCACUGUAUCUGUAUUAAGCACUAUACUCUCUAACAUUAAUGGGAUGUAUUUAAUAGCGUGCAAUUUUGUAUUUUCAUUAGAGUCAUGAUCGUUUCAAAGGAAGCAGUGUCUUCAUUUGUGCUCAGAAGUGUGUGCCUUAAAUCCUCCACUCUUUACCCAGAGUUUGGGGAAUUAUGUCAUUUAAUAAGAUUUUUGUGACAGUCUUGUCAUCCUUUGCAUCUGACUGAGGAAGAAACACUAUGAUCCUAAGGGAUUCCUAAAUAAGACCUCAUAUCUGAGCCUAGGGCUUCUGGAGAGAAAAUCCCAAGCCUGCAUCCUCUCAGAAGGUCAAAGCUAUAAGGAUAGAGUAUCCUGAAAUAAAAUCAGUAAAGAGGUAUGUUCUUUUUAAUAUUAUUUCAUAAAAAAAAUGUAUCUGCUACCACUAAGGGGUGAUAGCAGUUCCUAACCAAGUUCAUAAUUAAUAACAUCAUAGAAAGAUUACUGCCAUGAGGCCUAGCAUAUUUUGUGAGUGGCUUCUCUAUAGUACUAGGUUGAAGGGAGUGUUUUAAUAUUUUUGCAUGUAAAUAUCUUCAUUCUUUUUCUCUCUCCUUGGCCCAUAUUUGCCAAGAAUUAUGUAGAAAAUAAUAGUUCACUAACAACACACAUUGCAUAUAAUUUAACAUUUUCAGGGUAAUAUUGAUUUGGGUGCUACUAGGCUUAUCUAGUAUUGAUCUGUCUCAGUUUAUCACCAGAGACAGUAUUCAAUCUUGUAAAUAUUAAAAUGUAUUUAAUUUAAUGAAGGUUUUUUAUAUCAUACCAGAAAGCAUGGUUCCUAGAGAGACUGUCUGCAUUCACCAGAACUACUACUGGUUGUGAAUAAAUUGAAUAAAAUCCUUUUAUUCUAAAUAAUAGUCAAGGAAACAAACUAGGAUAAGAUUGACAUCUCUAUUGCUGAUACUACAAAAAAACAUUACCAAAUUGGUUAAUACUUCUGUCUGAAAAUUAUGUUUUAAGAGAAUCCUUUCACUAACUUAAAUGGUUGAUACUGAUGUAUUAUUGGGAAAGAAUAUUAAACUCUGUGGUCACUUUAUACAACCAUUGUGGAGAGACCUGUGUGCCUACAGUUAAUGUUUUGCAUUUCUGAGCCCACUUUGUAUUCAUGAGAAACAAAAGCAUAAUGGGAGAAAUAUUUUAAAUAAUCAGUAUUUUAACUUUUUAUGAAGUUUGGGACUUUAAAGUAUAAACAGAAUGUUGAAAAUACAUAUACUUUAGUCAAGUUAUUUUUAUCUGAUUUUUAAAUUUUUCUG
Molossus molossus (Pallas's mastiff bat) is the source of this 6416-nucleotide messenger RNA. It is a transcript of the gene LRRC58, whose product is annotated as leucine rich repeat containing 58. Bases 64 to 1179 code for a protein of 371 amino acids. The transcript has 4 exons. Lineage: Eukaryota; Metazoa; Chordata; Mammalia; Chiroptera; Molossidae. The record is from RefSeq and is a predicted model, not a curated record. Gene Ontology annotation, molecular function: protein binding.